AUAGUAAUAAAGAAAAAUUCAGAGAGAGACCAAAAACACAAGCACACGCUCGCACUCUCCCUUCAAUCUGCGUAGCGUAAACCCAUUACCAUAACCUUUCUCUCGUAUUCAUAUAGAUACACCAAUUUAAUAUUUUUGCUAUAUCUAUCUAUCUCUCUCUCUCUCUCUGUUGUAUGUGUAUUUUCAUUUGAAUUCUAGUAUCCAAAUCUCAUUAAUUCUCUUCUUUCUCAACAAAACUGAUCUCAGAUUCACGGCUCGAAGAAACCCACUUCUUCAAAAAUACUUCUAUUACUGAAAUCGCCUUUUGCUUUCCGUUUCUUUUUGAACAAAUCCUAGUUCAAUUUUUGCUCUCCUGUUCAGGUUAAUUAGGUUUGUUCCAGAAGGCAUUUUGGGGCAAAGUUCUCAUAUAUUUGAUCGAGGAAAUAAUUGAAAAUUCGAUGUGUUUAUCUUACAACUGGGUAAAAGGAUUAGUAUGUGAAGCUGGGUGAAUGAUUGAGCUGGAUGAUAUUGUGUAAUUUUUGAGGCUUUGGGACUUAUUAGUGCUCAAUUUUCAAAUUGUGGUGCUGGGAUGGGGUGUGAAUGUUCAAAGCUGUCUGCCUGUUGUUGGAGUUCUGAGUAUGAUGGAUCAGUCCCCGAAGGUCAAAAUGAGGUAGAAAAUGAGGAGAGGAACGAACUUGCUGAUUUGCCUGCAUUCCGCGAAUACACCAUUGAGACACUCAAGAUGGCAACUUCUGGCUUUGCUGUGGAGAAUAUAGUUUCUGAACAUGGGGAAAAGGCUCCAAAUGUGGUUUAUAAGGGUAAGCUCGAGAAUCAGAGGAGGAUUGCUGUAAAGCGGUUUAAUAGAUCUGCAUGGCCUGAUGCCAGACAAUUUUUGGACGAAGCAAGAGCUGUUGGUCAGCUACGGAAUCAUAGGCUGGCAAAUUUACUCGGUUGUUGCUGUGAAGGAGACGAGAGGCUGCUUGUUGCAGAAUUUAUGCCCAAUGAUACAUUAGCAAAACACUUAUUCCAUUGGGAAACACAACCUAUGAAAUGGGCGAUGCGUCUUAGGGUGGCUUUACAUCUUGCACAAGCUCUAGAAUAUUGCACUAGUCAAGGGCGUGCUCUUUAUCAUGAUCUGAAUGCCUAUAGAAUUGUUUUUGAUGAUGAGGGUAAUCCCAGACUUUCAUGCUUCGGUCUGAUGAAGAACAGUAGAGAUGGAAAAAGUUAUAGUACAAACUUGGCAUUUACUCCUCCUGAGUAUCUAAGGACAGGAAGGGUAACACCAGAAAGUGUAAUUUAUAGCUUUGGCACCCUUUUGCUUGACCUUCUAAGUGGAAAACAUAUUCCUCCCAGCCAUGCGUUGGACUUAAUAAGGGACAAGAAUAUUCAGAUGCUCACAGAUUCUUGCUUGGAAGGCCAAUUUACAAAUGAUGAUGGGACUGAGUUAGUGCGAUUAGCCUCUCGUUGUUUACAGUAUGAGCCUCGUGAGCGGCCAAAUCCAAAAUCAUUAGUUGCUGCUUUGAUUCCUCUUCAGAAGGAUACUGAGGUUCCUUCUCAUGUUUUAAUGGGUAUACCAGAUGGUGCCGAAGCUUUACCUCCGUCACCCCUUGGUGAGGCUUGCUUAAGAAUGGACUUGACUGCGAUACAUGAGAUCAUGGAAAAGCUUGGGUAUAAAGAUGAUGAGGGUGCAGCUACUGAGCUCUCAUUCCAGAUGUGGACCAAUCAGAUGCAGGAAACAUUAAAUUCAAAGAAAAAGGGUGAUGUUGCCUUCCGGCACAAAGAUUUUAGAGCUGCCAUAGAAUGCUAUUCCCAGUUCAUUGAUGUUGGGACCAUGGUUUCUCCAACUGUUUAUGCACGCCGAAGUCUAUCCUAUCUCAUGAGCGAAAUGCCUCAGGAAGCCCUGAAUGAUGCAGUGCAAGCUCAAGUAAUAUCUCCUAUUUGGCAUAUUGCAUCCUAUUUACAAGCAGCAGCUCUUUUUGCGUUGGGAAAGGAGUGUGAGGCACAAGCAGCUCUCAAAGAGGGAUCAAUCCUAGAAAAUAAAAAGACGACAAAUGCUUGAUGAUACAAAAUGAUGAAGCUCAAAUAAUGCUCUUCUUGAUUUGCUCUUUUCAGUAAGAUGACCACCAAACAUAAACAGAAGCCUAAUCUGCAUGUGUUAUGAUCAACCGAGUGUUUGUAAGCCUUGCAGCAAAGAAUCGACUUGAAUGUGCCAUAAAUGUUCCGGAUCUUCUGCAUGUGUGAUUGGUUGACAUCUUGAAGAAUUCUUUCAAAACAUUAUUGGAUGGGUUGGUCUUUAUCAGUUUGCUGGGUAUUCACAAUUUUGGGAAGUACCCACAUGCACAUAUGAACAGUGUACCCUUUGUUUCUGUUUGCUGACCUUUUCCAAUACACCAAUCUAGAAAAAUAAUUAAGACACUCCUGGGAUAGAUUACAUGUUGUAGAGGGAUUCAGCUGUUGUUGUUUAAAGAUGCAUUUAGAGGGUGAAUAGAAGAUGUCUAUGCAAUCCUUGUAAUUUAUGUACAGUGCUAUUGGUUGUGGUUGCUGAAGCUGAGGUGAAAUUGGAAUUUUUUUUUGUUUGUUCAAUACUUUGGUAUGCCGUUACCAAGUUUUUGAAUUGAUAUUAUUGCUUUCUA
Messenger RNA from Jatropha curcas, 2612 nucleotides. RefSeq names its product kinase with tetratricopeptide repeat domain-containing protein (gene BSK8). The record is from RefSeq and is a predicted model, not a curated record. Gene Ontology annotation, molecular function: protein kinase activity; ATP binding; protein binding. NCBI's taxonomy places the organism in Eukaryota, Viridiplantae, Streptophyta, Magnoliopsida, Malpighiales, Euphorbiaceae. Gene Ontology annotation, biological process: brassinosteroid mediated signaling pathway; protein phosphorylation.